Eubalaena glacialis (North Atlantic right whale) is the source of this 1706-nucleotide messenger RNA. RefSeq names its product serine and arginine rich splicing factor 5 (gene SRSF5). Bases 330 to 1154 code for a protein of 274 amino acids. Lineage: Eukaryota; Metazoa; Chordata; Mammalia; Artiodactyla; Balaenidae. Gene Ontology annotation, cellular component: cytoplasm; ribonucleoprotein complex; nucleus. The transcript is spliced from 9 exons. The record is from RefSeq and is a predicted model, not a curated record. Gene Ontology annotation, molecular function: mRNA binding.
ACUCCAGAGCAGCUAAGUGCGUCAGUUGUGGAGAGACGUAGACGAGUUGAGUCCUGGUCUGCGGGGAGGCUGCCGGCUCCGUCGCAGACUACGGACCUCUCUGGGUCUCAGCUGCCAAAGAUCCUGUCCGGUAGGUGAGUGGCUCACUUUGAGGGAAAGGCUUCUCGGAUCGAGGCUUCUUCAUGGCCGCUCAGAUCGCGAGCGGUCAGGGCUGCUCUCUGUGCGGAGGACGGCGUCCAAUGAGCGCAGUUUAUUCGAGGGACCUGGCCUAGUUAAGAGGCACUCUUGGCAGUCUUGUUUAUAACAUCACCGGGAAGUACUAGCCGGACAUGAGUGGCUGUCGAGUAUUCAUCGGGAGGCUAAAUCCAGCGGCCCGGGAGAAAGACGUGGAAAGAUUCUUCAAGGGGUAUGGACGAAUACGAGAUAUUGAUCUGAAAAGAGGCUUUGGUUUUGUGGAAUUUGAGGAUCCCAGGGAUGCAGAUGAUGCCGUGUAUGAACUUGAUGGAAAAGAACUCUGCAGUGAAAGGGUUACAAUUGAACAUGCUCGGGCUCGAUCUCGAGGCGGAAGAGGUAGAGGACGCUACUCAGACCGUUUUAGUAGUCGCAGACCUCGAAAUGAUAGACGAAAUGCUCCACCUGUAAGAACAGAAAAUCGGCUUAUAGUUGAGAAUUUAUCUUCAAGAGUCAGCUGGCAGGAUCUCAAAGAUUUCAUGAGACAAGCUGGGGAAGUAACCUUUGCGGAUGCACAUCGACCUAAAUUAAAUGAAGGGGUAGUUGAGUUUGCCUCUUAUGGUGACUUAAAGAAUGCUAUUGAAAAACUUUCUGGAAAAGAAAUAAAUGGGAGAAAAAUCAAAUUAAUUGAAGGCAGCAAAAGGCACAGUAGGUCACGAAGCAGGUCUCGUUCCCGGAGCAGGAGUUCCUCGAGGUCUCGUAGCCGAUCUCGUUCCCGGAGUCGCAAGUCUUACAGCCGGUCCAGGAGCCGGAGCCGGAGCCGGAGCCGGAGCAAGUCCCGUUCUGUUAGUAGGUCUCCUGUGCCUGAGAAGAGCCAGAAACGUGGUUCUUCAAGUAGAUCUAAGUCUCCAGCAUCUGUGGAUCGCCAGAGGUCCAGGUCCAGGUCCCGGUCAAGGUCCAGAUCAGUUGACAGUGGCAAUUAAACUGUAAAUAACUUGCCCUGGGGGCCUUUUUUUUCUAAAAAAAAAAAAAAAAUUCCCAAACCAUACUUGCUAAAAAUUCUGGUAAGUAUGUGCUUUUCUGUGGGGGUGGGAUUUGGAGGGGGGUUGGGUUGGGUUGGGCUGGGUAUCUUUGUAGAUGUGGACCACCAGGGGUUGUUGAAAACUAAUUGUAUUAAAUGUUUUUGAUAAGCCUUCUGCUCACAUUUUUGUGAAUGUCUGAAGUAUAUAGUUUGUGUAUAUUGACAGAGCUCUUUUAUAACUAAAGCAAAUUUAAUUUUUUUGUACUAGAAAAAAUUUGAACGUUUUAGUUCCUGGUUAUUCAAGUAUGUUAAUACAGAAUUAGUUUAAUGCCUCACUUAAACUAAUUAAUAGCUUUGGACACUUAAAAGAGCUCUAAAUUUGCUUGUACGUAAAGGCUUAAUUUGAGUUUUCCUUGUUAGGGUCAAGGGUGUCCGUCCACCCACCCUUUAACAGCUGCCUGGCAAAGACGUUAAAGCAGCUGUUUGUUAUUGAUAAUAAAAGAUUAUAAAACUG